AUGAAGGAUCAACUUGCAAUGUGGAAGCAGGCGCCGGGGUUGGUGGUUGAUUUGAGGCAGAUGGCGUUGCUGCCUGUUGUUGAGCAUGAUGAUGAGCAGCAGCAGCCUGUUGAUGAGCGUGUUGCUGCGCGUACCACUGUCUCUGAUGUUCAUCCAUUUCUUGCAUAUGCUGUGGCAUCGGUGCUCUCAUCGCUUGUGCUCCCGGUGGUGGAGCUCCCGGUGCUCCUGGAGGCCUCUGAUGACCUGGGUACUGUCCUGGAGAGAAUGCAUUCAUAUGUUGAUAGCCAGGGUGGCCAGGGUGUGGAGGAGGCAUCAUUCCAUGUUGUUGAUAGUAAUGAUAGUUGGGAUCCAUACCCGGAUGACCAGGGAAUUGGGGUGGUGCUCCUGGUGGUCCUCCUGGUGCUCCGUUACCUGCAAAAAAGCGAAUCAUUUAUAGAAAAUAGAUUGGGUGGUACCCUGGAGGAAAAAAACCACGACUGCGAUAAAACUGUUCACUACGAGAAAUGUGUCCUUGCGACGGCUGUGGUGGAUAAGCGCCUGGAUAUCCUUGCAUGGGAUAACUACUUGCAGGAGAUCUUUGCGAUGAUGACCCGGGUGAUGGUUGUCCUGAUGAGCUAUUCGGAACUUGUAGAUAACCAUUUUGUAGUGAUGGAUUAUAUGAUUGAGACUGUUGUGCAGGCAUUGGAUACCACGUCGCCGAUGCAUUCGCCAUUCUCACUAAAUCUGGGUGCUGGCUGA
This is a messenger RNA of Caenorhabditis remanei, 738 nucleotides long. RefSeq lists its product as uncharacterized. Bases 1 to 738 code for a protein of 245 amino acids. The transcript is spliced from 3 exons. NCBI's taxonomy places the organism in Eukaryota, Metazoa, Nematoda, Chromadorea, Rhabditida, Rhabditidae. The record is from RefSeq and is a predicted model, not a curated record.